Molecule: messenger RNA, 1067 nt
Organism: Cuscuta epithymum
Lineage: Eukaryota; Viridiplantae; Streptophyta; Magnoliopsida; Solanales; Convolvulaceae
Source: the annotation of a GenBank genome assembly
AGAGGCCCCGACAUAACUACCAUCAUAUUCCUUCAUUUCCGCAAUUCAAGCUUCCAAUCACGCACUAAAGUAUUAUUAUUGACCGCCGGAUUAUGAAUAUGUUCAAUAUUAUAGCAAGAAAAUUUGCAAAAGGUUUCAAAUCUUCAGCCAAAGUACUAGAUAAAAUUGAUGACAAAUUUGGAGGAGUGAAGGUCGAAAUGAAGGAGAAGAUGAAUCCUUUCACCUUUGCUACUUCUCUCAAAGCUUCACUAUAUCUAUGGAGUCUUCAAGGGAAAAAGGGAGUUUGGUUGAAGCUUCCAAUAGAGCUUUCAUAUCUCGUUGAUGUUGCCAAAAAGGAAGGAUUUGUAUAUCAUCAUGCGGAGGAAACAUAUAUAAUGAUGGUGUACUGGAUACCAAAAACUCCUUCCACUCUCCCGGCAAAUGCUUCCCAUCAAGUUGGUAUUGGUGCUUUUGUAAUCAACGAUGAAGGAGAGAUGCUUGUGGUGCAAGAAAAACAAGGCAAAUUUGGAGGAACGGGAUUAUGGAAGAUGCCUACUGGCGUAGUGAAAGAGGGUGAAGAUAUAUGUGAUGGUGCCGUAAGAGAAGUUAAGGAAGAGACAGGAAUUGACGCGGAAUUUGUUGAAUUCCUUGCAUUCAGGCAAAAUCAUAAAGUACUAUUCAGCAAAUCCGACUUGUUCUUUGUUUGCAAGCUAAAACCACUCUCCUCUACUAUCACCAAACAAGAUACUGAGAUCGAGAACGCAAAGUGGAUGAAAAUUGAGGAGUACAUGGAGCAACCGUUUGUUAAGGACAGUGAGAGCUUUGGUAGCGUUGCAGAGAUUUGUAACAUGGCGGCUAGGACGGACGGUGCAUAUUCUGGUUUUAUAGCAAAUCCUAAAACAAAAAAGCGUUCUGGAGCGAAGAGUUACUUAUAUUGCAACAAAAUACGUUAAAUGUUGUAAGUAUAUGAGGUUGUUGAUGAUGAUAUAUAUGUUGUGAGUAAUUACUGAAUCCAGCAAUAUUAUAAAUAAUAGCUCAACUGAGCAACCCGCCACUUCAUGAAUUAUAAAUUGUACCAUUGUGUUGUA